Messenger RNA from Psammomys obesus (fat sand rat), 787 nucleotides. RefSeq names its product metabolism of cobalamin associated D (gene Mmadhc). Lineage: Eukaryota; Metazoa; Chordata; Mammalia; Rodentia; Muridae. The record is from RefSeq and is a predicted model, not a curated record. Gene Ontology annotation, cellular component: mitochondrion. The transcript has 3 exons. Gene Ontology annotation, biological process: cobalamin metabolic process. The coding region runs from base 336 to 719 and encodes 127 amino acids.
GGUUCCCGCCCGCGGUCUCUUCUGCACAUUCAGGGGUGACCGGGCCCCUCCUGGCGGUGUGGUCCCACCUCUGCCCUGGGCUGGCUCCCCGCCCGGCUCCGCCCGAGCCUGCUCUCGGGGCGCAGACCUGUUCGGUUCGGCCCAGCCCCGGUGCCGGGCCCGGGGGGCCCCCACGGGUUCCCGGGGACGCGAGGCCGAGGCCUGGCGUGGGGAGGGACACGCUGCCCGCGCCUGCCCGAGCCUCCGACGGUACAGCUUGCUCUGUCACUAGCCUGUUUUGUUUUGCUCUUUCCCAGGGAUCCUUUGCAAAGGGGAAGCGUCCGCCUUCGCCAGAAAUGGCUCAUGUGCUCUGUAACCGAGCCAGACUGGUUUCCUAUCUCCCAGGAUUUUGUUCGUUAGUGAAAAGAGUUAUCAAUCCAAAAGCCUUUUCAACUGCAGGAUCCUCAGGUUCUGAUGAGUCGCAUGUGGCCACUGCUCCUCCAGAUAUAUGCUCUCGAACAGUGUGGCCUGAUGAAACUAUGGGACCAUUUGGGCCUCAGGAUCAAAGAUUCCAGCUUCCCGGGAAUAUAGGCUUCGAUUGUCAUCUCAAUGGGACUGCCUCACAGAAGAAAAGCCAUGCCCAUAAAACUUUGCCUGAUGUUCUAGCAGAGCCUCUUUCAACUGAAAGGCACGAGUUUGUGAUGGCGCAGUAUGUGAAUGAGUUCCAGGUUGGUCGUUAAUAUCGUUCUUAUUAGUACCGCAUUACUUUUCAGUUAAUGUAUAUUUUAUUGAAAGGGUAAAACAAGAA